Oryzias melastigma (Indian medaka) is the source of this 1873-nucleotide messenger RNA. It is a transcript of the gene foxe1, whose product is annotated as forkhead box E1. The record is from RefSeq and is a predicted model, not a curated record. Gene Ontology annotation, biological process: cell differentiation; anatomical structure morphogenesis; regulation of transcription by RNA polymerase II. The coding region runs from base 346 to 1410 and encodes 354 amino acids. The transcript has a single exon. NCBI's taxonomy places the organism in Eukaryota, Metazoa, Chordata, Actinopteri, Beloniformes, Adrianichthyidae. Gene Ontology annotation, molecular function: RNA polymerase II cis-regulatory region sequence-specific DNA binding; DNA-binding transcription factor activity, RNA polymerase II-specific.
UCACUGGCUCUCACACCUUAAGCACUGCAAAUGGUGCGUUCACAGCUCAACUCUUCAACCUAAGCUGACAGCAAACAAUGGGACAUAGCCGAAGGAGGAUCAACGGUUCAUGAAACUUUACUCUGAAAAGCUCAACUUCGUUUUUUGGAAGAACAUUUUCAGGACUCGAAGUCUGUGAGUUGUCAAAAACUGAGAAAAAACUUGUUAGGAAGAGAUUGAUGGGUAGAUGUCUUAUCUAUUUUUGUUAUUCGGGACCUUGUUUAGUUCCUUUUAGACAUAGGAACUGUUACUGAGAUCAAUUUUAAGAUUCGCUCUUCUGAGGACACAUUUGUUCAUCCUUCCACAAUGCCAGUGGUCAAGGUUGAAAAGGACUCUCAGUCAGACGGCGUCUUGGCGUCCUCUGACCCUCCACCACAGACAGAGGAGCAGCCGAGAGGUCGAAGGAGGAAGAGACCCCUCCAACGAGGAAAACCCCCCUACAGCUACAUCGCUCUCAUCUCCAUGGCUAUAGCUAAUUCCCCUGACCGCAAGCUGACACUAGGAGGCAUCUAUAAGUUCAUCACAGAGCGCUUCCCCUUCUACAGAGACAACUCAAAGAAGUGGCAAAACUCCAUCCGCCACAACUUGACGCUCAACGACUGCUUCAUCAAGAUCCCCCGUGAGCCGGGACGGCCUGGAAAGGGCAACUACUGGGCCCUGGACCCCAACGCAGAGGACAUGUUUGAGAGCGGCAGCUUUCUGAGGCGCAGGAAGAGGUUUAAGCGCUGCGACCUCAGCACCUAUGCCUCUUACGUCCACGACACGCCGGUAUUCCCCCCCGUCCAGAUCCCCAGGUCAGCUGCGUACUCCAACUACCCCAACAUGACUGUCAGCCCCAGCUAUGGGCAGCAGCUGCCCUCUGCCUACUACCCCUCUCCGUCCCCGCCUGGGUUUGCUCACGGCCAGACCCGCAUGUUCAGCAUCAACAACAUCAUAGGGCACCCAUCUGCUGCCAGCAUGCUGGCCAGUCAGGGGGCAGAGGUGAUGCAGCAGCCCAGUCGGACCUUCAGUCCCGAGGGACUCGCCAACGGAUCAACCCCCUGUGGCCUAGGCGCUCCGGGCUUUCAAGGUCAGGCAUGCGGGGGCACGGUGGCGCCCCGCUCCACGGCACACCCAGGAUACUUCUCUGGGCCGAGCAGCCAUUCGCAUCACCACCAGAGCUCCUACGGACAGGGCCCGACACAGAGCUAUGCACCAGCUGGCCGGAUCCACGGGCCUGCAGAGACCAUGGACCACUAUGGGAGGGUCUCCCCAGUGCAGCUAGGCUCCUUCUCCCAGUACAACAGUCCAGGUCCGGUCACCAAUUCUGGGGGAUACUUAAGACACCCCUCUUACACAGGGAACAUGGAGCGGUUUGUGUCUGCAAUUUAAGCUACAGAGAAAGUCAGUGUAAGUUUUAGACCAUCACAGACUCUAGAGGCUGUGAAAUGAGCCAGGCGUACCAGCAUCCAUUGAUUUCAUAAGAUGAUAAACCAACUGUGACUUCCCUGCAUUAACGCUAGAGCUCAUCGUCAGCACUGAUGACAAAAUUACAGCUGAAAAAAUGUCUGGUUUGAAAUGUCAAAGCGCCCUCCCGGCACGAGGACGCCACUUACAUGUAAAGUAGACGCGAGGUUGCAGGUUUUUACUGUUUUUUUUUUUUUUUGUGACUUGAAUGUGCAAAUUAAAUAUUGACGGUACUUCUUCUUAGUGGAAAUGGCACAUUUUGUGAUGUUUAUAUAAAUUAUUGUGGUCCAAACUUAACCGUGAGCAGCUUGUGUGGAGAUCACUGGUUUUAUGAAAAGCAUGAAAGGCCCCUCUGUAAAUAAAAUGUUCAAAAACAAACAAAAAAAAG